Messenger RNA from Staurois parvus, 455 nucleotides. The record is from the annotation of a GenBank genome assembly. NCBI's taxonomy places the organism in Eukaryota, Metazoa, Chordata, Amphibia, Anura, Ranidae.
AUGAGAUGAUAUGUUGAUGAGUACAUCAAUAUUUAGAAGGACACAAGGAUCUCUACAAGGGACGUCAUGAUGGACAAUCAGCCGCCCCUCACGAUCACCGAUGGAAAUCCAGUCAUGGGAAACCCACCAGAGAGAAGUCCCCGUCCUCUGUUUUCCGGGAUUUCCACACAGGAAAGGUCACACCAUUCCCUCAACCAUCAUCAGAUGGAAUUCCUCGGAGGGAUGAGUAAUAUUGAUGUUUAAAGAAGAGUAUUAAUAGAGCGAGGAUGAGGAUGUAUGGAGUGAUGGAGGAGUUUUCAGAAGGACACAAGGAUAUGAUGGAGCCACCUAAUAUACCAGGAACCCACCAGAGAGAUGUCCCGUCCUCUGUAUUCCCGGGAGAUUCCACACAGGAAGGUCACACCAUCCCUCUACCACUAUUACAAGGUUGGUGGGAUGGAGAGCAUCUAGAACAU